This is a messenger RNA of Sphaerulina musiva SO2202, 1839 nucleotides long. RefSeq lists its product as uncharacterized. The transcript has a single exon. Lineage: Eukaryota; Fungi; Ascomycota; Dothideomycetes; Mycosphaerellales; Mycosphaerellaceae. The record is from RefSeq and is a predicted model, not a curated record. The coding region runs from base 1 to 1839 and encodes 612 amino acids.
AUGCCUCCCCUAUCGCGACGGCGCACUUCUCUUUCCGAAUCCAAGACCGAUGGCUCCGCACAAGCGUCGAGCGAGAGAAAAGGCCUCGUCUCCCAAAUCCGCAGCCUGUCGAUGCAACAGAAUGAAGAACAGCCCGCAUGGAUACCCACUUGGAUGCGACUUCUACCACUGAUCGGCAUCGGUUCCCUCCUCGUGGCCACGAGCUGCGUCGUUGCAUCCAUGGCCCUACUGGUAGGCUCUGAUGGCCAAUCCACGGAGACUUGGCCCUGGUCACCGAGUGUAUUCCUGGCCAUGUUUGCCGCCGUCUGCAAUACCACUGUCCAGUUUGCGCUCGCCCAGGCGGCUCCUCUCGCUUGGUGGUACUAUGCCUCUCGCGGGAACACGCUCCAGCAGCUGCACACUCACUGGGAAGCGAGUCAAGGAUUCUUUCGUGCGGUCAUGAAUGCUCGCCACGCGAAAUUGGUCGCCCUCGCCACCAUCUUGUCCGCUUUGCUCGUGAUUGAUGGCCCACUGCUCCAGAAGGCAUCUUCGGUUGUCUCCAAGACCCAGACGAAGCCUGCCACGUUACAAAUUCUGCUCUCUCCAGAAUUACCUGCCGGAUGGUCUGGGAUUCGUGACAGUAAUGGCAUUGAGCCGAGUGAAGCUGCCAACCAGGUACUGAAUGAAGACUUGGCCAAUUCCACCGUGAGUGGAAAUAUUAGUGGCUGCACAGGUAAAUGCCUUGCCGCCGUCCGUGGGCCCGGUAUGCUGGUCCAAAAUUGCACAACCAAAACGUGGCCCAUUACUCCGGAAAUGCUCUCCAAUAGCUCCUCCACUUGGGGCUCAGGUUACAAGCCCCGGAAAAUCUCCCCCAAACCUGUCUUUGCAGUGCAACUCUACGAGAGUUCUCUCCGCCCCAACUUCACCGGCCCCGAGGAAAUUGAACUUCUCGUCGGCAUUGCAAACUUCACCAACUGCUCCGGCCACUACGACGAAGUCAUCUGUACUCUCGUCCCCGCCAUUCUCGAAUACGACAUAAUCAUCAAACACGACAUCGUCGACCAAUCCACCUUGCGGUCCGGCAAAUUUCUCUCCGUCGCAAACAACAGUUUCAUCAACUCUUCCGAACCCAUUGUACCUCUCGCUUUCACCUCUUUCGCCGCCUUUCUCGACCCGCAAUUCUUCUCCAACGCCUCUCUCGGCCCCUCGGAUAAAUCCGCCGACCGCGCCGGAAAUAUCAGUGUCCCUUUACAAGAUACUUUUAAUGUCUUUUCUCUCAACCACGCCCUUCACACCGAAGUCUGCGAAUCUGCUUUUCGUGACCCUACGGAGGAUAUUCUCGCUCGCUUCAACACUAUCAUGUUUCGUGCUGGCCUGCAAUCCGCCGCUUCCACUGCUGCUAACAACACCAACAACUCCACAACACCACCACCUCUCACCUUCAACCAAACCAUCCCAGCAAACCAAACCUUAACCCUCAACGUCUUCCACUCAGACCUCAAAUGGUUCGGAGCAGCCGCGCUGAUCGAAUUCCUCGCAAUUCUCGCCGUCGGACCCAUUUUCUACGGAUAUUGGACUUUGGGGAUUAAAAUCUCUAUGAGUCCGCUCGAGACGGCAAAAGCUUUUGGUGCGCCGUUGAUGGGGAAUGUGAAUUCUGCGACGGGCUGCCAUGGAAUUGUGAAGAGGAUGGGGGGCGUUAGAGUGAGGUUUGGGGCUGUGGCGGAUGGGGAGGUUGGGGAAGAGGAGAUGGGGAGGGAGGGAGAGGGAGAGGAGAGGCCGAUGCCGGUUUCGGCGAGGUUGGCGAUUGAGGAGUGGGAGAGGGUGGUUGUUCCUGUGGGGGGGAUGAGGUUUAAUAGUUGA